AAAGCUGUCUAAUUGAAAAAAUUUAUAAUAAAACAGGAGUAACUGAAGACUUUGAAAGCUGUCUAAUUGAAAAAUUUUAUAAUAAAACAGGAGUAACUGAAGAUUUGGAAAGCUGCCUGAUUGUUGAAAAAAAUUAUAAUAAAAUAGGAUUAACUGAAGAUUCAAAAAGCUGUAUGAUUAUUGAAAAAAAUUAUAAUAAAACAGGAUUAACUGAAAACUUAGAAAACUGCUUAAUUUCUAAUACAAAAAUAAAUGAAAGUGAUUCAAAAAAUAUUAAUAAACGACCAAUUGCAUUAGAAGAAUUAUUUACAGAAUCAUACAACAAAAAAACUAAAAUUGAAUCUAAUAAUAAUUUGUAUAAAAAAGAUUAG
Funneliformis caledonium is the source of this 371-nucleotide messenger RNA. NCBI's taxonomy places the organism in Eukaryota, Fungi, Glomeromycota, Glomeromycetes, Glomerales, Glomeraceae. The record is from the annotation of a GenBank genome assembly.